Messenger RNA from Boleophthalmus pectinirostris (great blue-spotted mudskipper), 3771 nucleotides. It is a transcript of the gene pnpla8, whose product is annotated as patatin-like phospholipase domain containing 8. Lineage: Eukaryota; Metazoa; Chordata; Actinopteri; Gobiiformes; Gobiidae. Bases 258 to 2447 code for a protein of 729 amino acids. The record is from RefSeq and is a predicted model, not a curated record. Gene Ontology annotation, cellular component: membrane. Gene Ontology annotation, biological process: arachidonate metabolic process. The transcript has 10 exons.
CGCUGCGUCACUUCCGGUAUUGUUCCUGUUUGUUUCGAGCAUCGUCCACAUUUUCCCUGAUGAACCACUCCUCAAUGAAAUACUAGGAUUUUAUAAAGAAACAAGAGAAACAACUGCCAGAAUGGUCGUGGAUUUCUACAGCUAACGACGCCUGGCCCAGCAGAAUGGUGCACUGUUCUCUACAACAACAUCCAAAGUCCUGCUGAAGAAAAAAGUUUUUUGUUCACCACUACUGCCCCCGUUGGCAAGCUAAACGCAUGUCGCGAAUCAGGACCACUAUAGACAGUGUCACAAAGGCGGUGGGGAGUGCAGAUUUCAUUUCCAGGUUUUCUUGGCUUAAACCUGGAAGUUUAGCAGUGGACAGCCCUCAGGCUGAAAAGAUUUUAGUUAGAACAGAAGCAAUAACACCAAAUAGUUCAGAAGAAGCUACUCAAAACCACUCAGAAAAUCAAAAUUCUAAACUUGAGACCAAAAUGAAAGAAGAGGAGGGUGAAAAAGACAAGGAUGAACAAACCCAAAAUAUUUCAGAAAAACCUUAUCUUGCUAGCAAAAAAUCUGCCACAGCCUCAAGUGCAUCCGUGCCAAGUUCCUCUACAAACGUGGCCAAACAAACUCUACAGAAAUUUCACCCAACUGGAUUUUCAAGUAACAUGGAUGAGACCUAUAAAACACUAGCAACCCAUAUUAAUAGUUACUUCGGGAGCAAUGCAGAAGAUAAUGAUAGACAGAAACAAGUAUCUGAAAAGCCUGCUGUUCAUAUUGCAUUUCAGCCAACCAAGGAGCCAAUGCCUGUUAUGUCUCCAGUGGCGGAAACUAAAAGUAUUGAGAGCUCUACAACCACUACGAUCCCAGAAAAUCAAACUUUAUCUAAAGACAUCACUACUGUACCUCCCUCUGCUCCUGUCCCAGCUGCACCAUCCAAAAAAGGCUUCACUCACUAUCUGUCCUACCCCAGACCGAGCGUUCAAGCAUUCGUUGGUAAUUACAUAGCUCCCCUGGUCCCGAAAUUCAGAAGUGAAAGUAAAGUUGAGUUGGCGGAGAAAGAGAAAGCUCCAGUGAUCGCAUCUACUGAACAGAAACCAGGAGAGAAGAUUGAAAGUGAAGAAGAGAAAAAGGAGAAGGCCAAGCAGCUCCUUAUAAGUCAAAGAGAGAAGAUAAUUGCCAGAGUGAGUGUGGACAAUCGGACCAGAGCAUUGGUGAAGGGUGUACAGAGAGUCACUGAUGUUAAACUUCUCACCACUCGAGUCGAGGAGCUCAGCUUUCACCUCCUUGAGUACCCAGAGACACGAGGCGUAGCCAUCAAGUCGAGCGUGCUGCCCACCCUGCUGCGUCUGCGGCAGGCGAAAGACCUCCCCCUGCAGUCGGCGGUGAGGGAGGCUCUGGCUGUGGUUGGAUACACGGACCCUGUGAAAGGCAGAGGCAUCAGAGUGCUGGCUAUAGAUGGAGGGGGAACUAGAGGUCUCCUGGCUCUACAGACUUUGAAUAAACUUGAGAAUCUCACUGGUAAAAGAGUCUAUGAGCUGUUUGACUACAUCUGUGGAGUCAGCACUGGUGCCAUCUUGGCGUUUAUGUUGGGCAUUUUUCAGAUCCCGCUGGAGGAGUGUGAGCAGAUGUACAGGAAGUUGGGCUCAGAUGUUUUUAAGCAGAACGUCAUUUUGGGGACAGUCAAAAUGGGCUGGAGCCACGCAUUUUACGAUAGUGAAAUGUGGGAGAACAUCCUCAAGGAAAGAAUGGGUGAAGGAAGUAUGAUUGAAAGCGCCAGGGAUCCACACUGUCCAAAAGUGUCAGCAGUCAGCACCAUUGUGAACAGGGGUUUACCUCUGAAGGCCUAUGUAUUCAGGAACUACCGUCUCAUGCCUGGAGUGAGAUCCCACUACCUUGGAGACUGCAAACACAAAAUGUGGCAGGCUAUCAGGGCCUCCUCCGCCGCUCCGGGAUACUUCCAGGAAUUUGUCCUCGGAAAAGAUCUCCAUCAGGAUGGAGGCCUGUUAAUAAACAACCCCACAGCGUUGGCUAUCCACGAGUGUAAAAACCUAUGGCCAAACACGCCGCUCCAGUGCGUCCUGUCUCUGGGGACCGGACGCUACGAAGAAGAAGUGAAGAACAGCGCCACCUACACCAGCCUCAAGACCAAGCUGACCCACGUCAUCAGCAGCGCGACAGACACAGAAGAAGUACACACCAUGCUGGACGCCCUCCUGCCUCCAGACACAUAUUUCCGUUUUAACCCGUACAUGAGCGAGGAUAUUCCACUGAACGAAAGCCGCAUUGAAAAACUCAACUUCCUAAAAAGUGAGGCAGAGAAUUACCUGGAACGCAACGAAGCAAAACUCAAGAAGGCCGCCAUGGUUUUGGGACAGGAGAAGGGUCCCAUCCAGAGAGUGGCUGAGUGGGCUAAGCUUAAAGCGGACAUGUAUGAGGGUUUACCUUUUCUGUCCAAGCUGUAAAGAAUCAGUACCUCGUAGAGUAUUAGAUAAUAAUAGAGAGAUGUAGAAUCAUGACCUUGUUUACCCUGGUAAGAGAUACUUUAUAAACACAGGAUAAUAGUUUAAUAUGGGAAUAGGAAAUUGUAAGGAUGUUCUUGAAAAAAUACGCAGCUUAACAGUCAGUCCACAUUUUAAAUUUGCGUUGGUUUUUGUAAGUAAAGUUUACAUUAAUUUUGCCCUUAAACUGUAAAAAAGAGUUUAAAAAAAGGUAGUAACCACAAUAGAGGUUAAACAGCUAUGUGGUACCCAUUGCCUAUAACUCAUGUGUAUUAGACACAAAAAAUACAUUUUUAAAAUUUUAAAAUACCACACCAAAAGACCAUGUUGUUGUUUCAGAAUAUUAACGUUAGUCCCCAUCAGCUAUUAUGUAGUUUAUGGGAAAAAAAUAAUGGAAAUUUUGCUUCCUGGAUUAGAGCAGACCACAAAAUGAGCUGCACUAUUGAUCUCCAUUUGAGUUGGUAGUUUAAAUACAAGGUUUGGCUUUGGUUUGGUUGGAUGGUGGACCACAGAAAAUGUAGAAUCAUAUAUUAUAGCAUAAAUCUUUCCCUUUGCUCUCCAUUAGUUGUAUAAAAUAUAGCAUAUUUAUUAAAUACAGAAAACAAGAUUAGAUUUACACUUUAUAGAAGUUUAGUCAUAAAAACUUAAUUAAAUGAAAUCCACAGGUGUGCCAGUAUUUGCAAAACAUUCGACAUUUUGUACAGCUUUUCAUUUUACAAAUAAUGAAAAUAUUUGGUGCUGGUUGUACCAGAAAAACUUUUAGUAUUACCUAAACAGUUUUAUUUUUUAAAAAGUGUAAAAGAAUCAUAACAAAAUGUAACAUUUUCACAUUUAGAGUAAAUUGUUAAAAAAAAUUGCAUGAAAAUCAGGUGUAUUGGAUGUGCCUCAAAGUAAGUACUUAAUAUUGUACAUACAUUUUAAGUUAAUGGUAAAUAGGUUUGGGUUGGACCAUAACUAGUGGUUAAUCUUAAGGUCUGACUCAUGUCAUUUCAACUUGAAUAGGUCUAGUUGUUAUACUUGACUGCACAGUGACUACAUGACUGCCUAUUUCUAACACUGUACAGGCCUAAAGCACUUUUACAAUGUUCUUAAUGUGUGAGAAAAAUGAUGUAUAUAAAUUGAAGUGAUAUUAUUAUGAACCUCUAAAUGCUCUUGUUGGUACAAAGCAUGAUGUUUUACUCCUGGUCUGUUAUUAGCAACACAUGUGACCCAGUUUGCACUUCUCCAGUCUGAGUCCAUUCAAGCCUCUUUGGUUAUGAACACUCAAUAAAGCACACUUUUACCUCAA